Molecule: messenger RNA, 2086 nt
Organism: Leguminivora glycinivorella
Lineage: Eukaryota; Metazoa; Arthropoda; Insecta; Lepidoptera; Tortricidae
Product: sodium/hydrogen exchanger 9B2-like
Exons: 11
Coding region: 139-1710 (523 amino acids)
Biological process (GO): proton transmembrane transport
Cellular component (GO): membrane
Molecular function (GO): antiporter activity
Source: RefSeq, a predicted model, not a curated record
AACUAAAUUACGAAACUCCAAGUUCUGUGAAUAGUAACAGAGUGCGUCAUGGCUUGAGAAAACAAUCAUUUCUGCAUACUAUAUUUCUUUACAUGGUAGUAGUAUUUUCCAAAUUAAUUUAUAUUUUCAUACAAAACGAUGAGUGCAAAGAGCCCAUUUCUUGCCGAAAAAGAAGCAGGUGCAGAUUGUCAGACUCAUCGAAUAUCCUAUGAUAAGUGGUGGCAAAAAUUCUGCCUACGAUGUCACCAAGAACACCAAACGGCAUCAUGGGAACCUGCAUGGUGGAGAAGGGUCUUUCCGUUCCCCAUUUUCUCCACUUAUAGGCAAAGUACACAGCAGCUUUUAAUUAUUAUGUUCUUUCUUUUGUCAUGGGGAAUAUUAUACGCAGAAAUAGGGCAACCGGUAAGUUUAAAUGGAGAAAUUCUCAGCAUGACACUGCUAGUCGUCGCGGCGUACUUAAUCGGGUGGUUGUGGCUGAAAAUUACCACAUUGCCGGCACUUAUAGGAAUGUUGCUGACGGGGAUCAUUUUUCAAAAUGCCGGGCUUGUACAUAUGACCGAUAAUUAUAGAAAACUUAACCAGGAUUUGCGGAAAGUCGCUCUGGUUAUCAUACUAACGCGAGCUGGGCUCGGUUUGGAUGCCAAAGUCCUUCGGAAGCAUUACGCAGCUGUUCUUCAACUUGGCCUUUUACCUUGGCUAGUCGAGUGCUUAUGUAUCGCCAUUACUACACACUACCUUCUAGCAUUACCGUGGAUUUGGGGUUUCCUUCUUGGCUCUAUGAUAGCUUCAGUGUCUCCAGCCGUGGUAGUUCCAUGCCUGUUCCGAUUAAAGGAUGAAGGAUACGGAGUCGCUAAGGGUAUACCGACUUUGCUGCUUGCGGCUGCUGCUAUUGACGACUCGGUCAGCGUAGCUGUUUUCUCCAUUAUACUUAAUGCAAUGUUUUCAACGGGCUCUGUUACUUGGAACAUCAUAAAGGGCCCGUUAUCCAUUGUUUCUGGCGUAUUGCUCGGGUCUUUGUGGGGUGCCAUGACUUCCGUUAUCCCGGAAAAAGGAGACGCUUACGUGGUUCCUUUAAGAUUUCUAGCCUUGUUUCUGGGCGGGCUGUUUUCGUUAUUUAUAUCAAGUCUUAUUGGAUGGAGCGGUUCAGGUCCAUUAGCAAUCGUCUCUUCUGGAUUUAUUGCAGCGUAUUUCUGGGAAAAGCAAGGUUGGCCAGUUAACAAGAACCCAGUAAGCAAUAUAUUUAGAAUUUUAUGGAUCUUCUUCGAGCCAAUACUCUUCGCAUUUACUGGAGCUCAAAUAACGAUAAGUGCCUUGGACCCACAAGUGGUAGCCAUGGGAGCAGUCUGCCUGAUAAUCUGUCUAGUCCUGCGAAUAAUCUCCACACUCCUAGUGAGCUUCGGCUGUGGGCUAAACAUAAAGGAGAAACUAUUCAUUGGUUUAGCAUGGAUGGCAAAGGCUACUGUACAGGCAGCACUUGGACCUGCAGCAUUAGACCUAAUAAAUAGUGGAAAUAGUUCUGGCGAUCCUCAGGAGUUGAUCUUUGCUAAGGCACUUUUGACAGUCAGCGUCCUUAGCGUCGUCAUUUCAGCUCCUAUGGGAGCCAUUUUCAUUGCCCUGGCCGGGCCUAGGUUAUUGACCAAAGACGAAACCACAAAAUCAUCAGAUGAAGAAAACGUCCGUGAUACUGAGUUAUCAUCAAUACAUUUGUGAUGUUAUUGUUUUUGUAGGUAUACCUCUCAAAACUUCAAAUCAUAAUUACUUAAUUCAAGUGCAACAUACCUACCUACUUAAAAGGACUAGAUGGUGCUGAAAGAUCCGUAUUAGGUUAAGAAUUGGUAUUCAAAAUUAUUUUUCAGUACAGAUGGUGUUUUUUUCACGCACUAGUGCGAGAAGUGGUUCAUUAUGCGGGCAAUGAGGACUUUUGUUCAAGUACCCUUUUAUUACUUAUAAUUUACUACCUGCACUCAUAAUCAUAAUUCAUAACAAUGUUUUAAGUUAUUAAUGUUUUAUCUCGUAAAGUGAAUUGUAAAAUUCUUAAUGAGAUUAAAUGAUCUUAAACCUUAAACCUUAUUAUAUGCCAGGUCGA